Messenger RNA from Hydatigera taeniaeformis, 357 nucleotides. The record is from the annotation of a GenBank genome assembly. Lineage: Eukaryota; Metazoa; Platyhelminthes; Cestoda; Cyclophyllidea; Taeniidae.
AAUGUAUGGAGAAGAUUCAGUCGAAAGCAGCAUUAUCAAACUGAGAUUCUGUAUUCAAGCGUCUUAAUGGUGUUACGAGCUUUUAUUCUUUCAGUGCAUUGCAGCCGACCUCGCGUUCCAGAAGGGAUGGAGAUAUACUUGGUUGGGGCCAGGGGCAGGUGGCCUUUUGACAGCAAACAGAUCCUCCCCACUCAUGGGGCCGUCGUGGAGUACAGCUGUCGCAAGGACGACCAUCGGAUAGAGGGACCCAAGUACACCUUCUGCAUUGACGGGGCCUGGAGCCCCGAGGAAACACCUAUCUGUACAAAAAUGACUCAUGACCUUAUCCCUCCAUCAUGGUUAUUUUACAAACCCUAA